This is a messenger RNA of Anopheles aquasalis, 1662 nucleotides long. Its product is annotated as neuropeptide FF receptor 2-like. The record is from RefSeq and is a predicted model, not a curated record. Gene Ontology annotation, molecular function: G protein-coupled receptor activity. NCBI's taxonomy places the organism in Eukaryota, Metazoa, Arthropoda, Insecta, Diptera, Culicidae. Gene Ontology annotation, cellular component: membrane. Gene Ontology annotation, biological process: G protein-coupled receptor signaling pathway.
AAAAUGAUGGACAUUAUUCUAAGCAGUCUGCAAACGCUCACCAACUUCUUCCAGCAACUAGACCCCGGUUGCUCAUUUCCAUCGAUGGACUUCACCGUGUAUGAUUAUCCGCGCGAAAUCUGGCGCAUCCUGCCGACCUGGGAGGUGGCAUUGAAGACACUCACGUUUCUGCCGGUGAUCAUGUUCGGGCUGCUUGGAAACGCUAUCCUGUGCUACAUCAUUGCGCAGAUGCGAGCGCUGCGGACGCCAACGAAUCUGCUGAUUGCGAAUCUGGCCGUCACCGAUCUGGCUACCGUGCUCGUCUGCCCGCUGAUGUUUAUGUUUCACGACUUUUACCAAAACUACAUUCUAGGGGCGAUCGGGUGCAAGCUGGAGGGCUUUCUCGAAGGAUCGCUGCUCAUCACAUCCGUACUGUGCCUGUGCGCGAUCAGCUACGAUCGUUUGACGGCAAUCGUCUUCCCCAAGCGAUCGCGGCUUUCGAAGCGAGGUGCCUGGGUACUGAUCGCCGCCUCGUGGAUCUGUGGACUGCUGAUUGCCUUGCCGCUCAGCAUGUACCGUGCGUACCGGGAGCGCCAGUGGAAGAACUACCUCGAGACGUACUGUGCCGAAAACACGACCUUCCUGCCGAGCUACUGGCACGUGCUGAUCGGUGUGCUCGUGUGGUUCCCUCUGCUCGUCAUGUUCUGUUGCUACAGUUGCAUUUUCUUGAAGCUCGAUCGCUACGAGCGGCGCGUCCUGCGCAAGGAACAUCCGAUCUCGGUGUCGUACAAACGUAAGGUCGCCAAGACGCUGUUCAUCGUGUUGAUCGUGUUCGUGCUGCUUCGCAUACCGUUCACGACGUUGGUUUUUAUCCGCUACCAGCGCUAUCUCAACGACAAUCAGAAUCAGAUUGGAAGCGAUUUCCUGAUCCUUUGGUACGUCUCCCAUUAUCUGAUGUUUCUGAAUGCGGCCCUCAAUCCGCUCAUCUAUGGUUUGACGAACGAGAACUUCCGCAAAGCGUUCCGCAAGAUUCCCCUCUCGCGACUGCUCUGCAUCCCAGCGCUGGCUCGACCGAGAAAGAACGGGAAACAAUCACCAAACGGUGGUGAAGAGGGACCGAUCGGUGGUGCUAUGGGAAGGCUGCAACCGAGAGCACCGUGCGGUAACGAAAAGUUGGCCAACUUGUCCGGUUGGCUCGUUUGUCCGGCACACGAGCAACCCGACAAUCAACCGACGAGCCCUUCGAAGGGAACGAACAUCUCGCACCUGAAGCUAACGACGGAGGAUGGCGUUUCCGGUUGCCAAAGGAGCGCCAUCACGCCAGAGGGCAAGCUGGCUCACAACGCAAUGGUUGGCUCGGAAGGGUACAUGUAGCAAGCAGAGCGUUUGUUCUUUUACGAUUUAUAUACAUUCUGAUGGUAAUUACUACUGGGUUACUGACAUGAAGUGUUACCAAAUUCACACUGCUGUAUCUUUCACACCGCGCAUAAUAUCGAUGCUAAAAUUGUUUUAGCUAUAGUUUAAUAUAUUGUUUACAAGCUACCAAAAGCAUUUGCGUCUAUGUUUUGUAGAUUCUUUUUUUUAUCGUGAUCUAAUUCAAACAUAAUAGCUGUGAUGGCGUUUAUUUGACUGGAAAAUCACAACCUUCAGCUAUAAUUCGUGAGCUCGGUCACCUUAAAAUGA